CCGCGCCGUACACCACGAGCACAUAGCCAGAUAGCCUGAGAUCGACGAUGGCCGGAGACGGCGGCGAGGUGACGCUGCUGGGCCACUGGGGGAGCCCGUUCGUGACGCGGGUGCGGCUGGCGCUGCGCCUCAAGGGCGUGCGCUACGAGUACGUGGAGGAGGAGCUGCGCAGCAAGAGCGACCUCCUCCACCGCUGCAACCCCGUCCACCGCUCCGUGCCGGUCCUCAUCCACGACGGCCGCCCCGUCUGCGAGUCGCGGGUCAUCCUGCAGUACGUCGACGAGGCCUUCGGCUCCCCCGGCGACACCCUCCUCCCCGCCGCCCCGCACGAGCGCGCCGUGGCGAGGUUCUGGGCGGCAUACUUCGACGAGGAGAUGGGCGCGCCGUGGGACCGGGCGCUCAGGGCCGGGAGCGAGGAGGAGCGGGCCGCGUGGAUGCAGAAGGUGGUGGACGCGGCGGACAGGCUGGAGCGCGGGCUGAGCGAGUGCACAGGCGGCGGCAGGAAGGGCUGCUUCUUCGGUGGCGAGCGUGUCGGGUACGUCGACGUCGUGGUGGGCGGCGUGGUCUCGUACGUGCACGCCACCGCGAGGGUCUCCGGCGAGAGGGUGUUCCAGGAUGAAGCCAGGACGCCGCUGCUGGCGGCGUGGCUGCGGCGCUUCGGCGAGCUCGGCGUCGCCAGGGAGCUGCUCCAGGACGUGGACCGGGUCGUGGACUACGUCAGGUUCAUACACGCCAAGAACGCUGGCAAGGCACCUCCUGCGAAUUAACCACGGCUCCAUGUAUCAGCACGCGCGCGUCCAUGGACUGUCGACGGCGAAAUGAGGAACUGAAUGUUAUGUGCACUUGCAGCAGAGAAAGUUGAUUGGCUUGCAACUCUACCUGUAGCGUGAUUUGUAAUAAGGGCGUGGCUACGUCUCAGUCGACAGAUGACAUAUAGCAUGAAAUGUAAGAAAGAAAAAGAAAAGCCUUUAGGAAAAAAAUUG
This is a messenger RNA of Triticum dicoccoides, 983 nucleotides long. RefSeq names its product probable glutathione S-transferase GSTU6. Gene Ontology annotation, cellular component: cytoplasm. Gene Ontology annotation, molecular function: glutathione transferase activity. The coding region runs from base 48 to 767 and encodes 239 amino acids. The transcript has 2 exons. The record is from RefSeq and is a predicted model, not a curated record. Gene Ontology annotation, biological process: glutathione metabolic process. NCBI's taxonomy places the organism in Eukaryota, Viridiplantae, Streptophyta, Magnoliopsida, Poales, Poaceae.